CUGCUGGAGUUAAUGGGGCAAUUUGUGUACGAAGAUGAUGAAGCAGCUGCUGGGAUGUGUCCGCUUCCAGAUUAAUCUUUGUUGUUAUAAAAGUGCCAUUUUCCCCUGCUUGCCACCUAAGCCGUCUCCUUUUCCACAGAUGUGCCUUCCUCAUUUAGACGGCACAGAUGGCAAGCACUGGAUAGCCUAGCUGGAGUGUGUCUUCACUUGAUUCCCUCUUCAUUUACCAGCGACCUGGAAACAAAACUCUGCUGCAGUCUUUUCUUCCCUACGGCAAUUUAGCUGUGCACAUUCAGCUCCAUGCAGUUGUUUUAGUCUUGCAGCUACCUUGUCAGUGGGGCUGUCCUGCUGGUGUUGGAGUAUAUGGAUGGAGGCUCCUUAGCUGAUGUGGUCAACAUGAAAAGGAUGGCUGUAGGACACAUAGCAACAGUGUGUCGGGAGUGUCUGCAAGGCCUGGCUUUCCUGCAUGCCAACCAGGUGAUCCACAGAGACCUCAAAAGUGACAACAUCCUUCUGGGCCGGGAUGGCUCCGUCAAGCUGGCUGAUUUUGGCCUCUGUGCUCUGCUCAGCCCUGAGCUGAGUAAACGGAGGUCGAUGGUUGGGACCACGUGCUGGAUGGCACCUAAGAUGGUGAGGAGAGAGCCAUAUGGCCCCAAAGUGGACAUCUGGUCCCUUGGCAUCGUGGGAAUAGAAAUGGCCAAAGGAGAGGCUCCUUACAUUCGGGAACCCAGUGACAGGGUAAGGUGCAAAUACGCUCUGAGAGCGGUCUCCUUCUGCUCCGUGUCCAUUAGACAAAAUCCCACGCCCACAGCUAACUACCUGAUGGGCAAGCAAGGGGUACCAGACCUGCACAAGCUCAGGCUGCCCUCUGGCUUGUGUGAAUUUCUGGGUUGCUGCCUGCAGAUGGACGUGGACAGGCGAGGCUCUGCUGAGGAACUUCUGCAGGAGUUGGAAGGGCAGUGUUUGGAGGCACAGAAGCUGCUGGCCCAACAGGAAAACUUCCUGGCAGAGGUCCAGAAGGAGCAGGAGAACAGGUUUCUUGAGAUGAAUCAGUCAAUUGCCAUCAUGCAAGCUGGAUGA
Taeniopygia guttata (zebra finch) is the source of this 1080-nucleotide messenger RNA. The record is from RefSeq and is a predicted model, not a curated record. NCBI's taxonomy places the organism in Eukaryota, Metazoa, Chordata, Aves, Passeriformes, Estrildidae.